Populus euphratica (Euphrates poplar) is the source of this 1652-nucleotide messenger RNA. RefSeq names its product nuclear transcription factor Y subunit A-10. Gene Ontology annotation, biological process: regulation of DNA-templated transcription. The record is from RefSeq and is a predicted model, not a curated record. Bases 255 to 1316 code for a protein of 353 amino acids. NCBI's taxonomy places the organism in Eukaryota, Viridiplantae, Streptophyta, Magnoliopsida, Malpighiales, Salicaceae. The transcript is spliced from 6 exons. Gene Ontology annotation, molecular function: DNA-binding transcription factor activity.
CACUUUGGUGCAUUUACUAUCCCCCCUCCCCAAGUCUCUCUCUCUCUCUCUCUCGCUUUCUUUUUGUUUGUCGCUUGAAAGUUUACAAAAAACAAAUGGCCCUUGACAAAUUAAAAGGGGUUUCUCUGGUUUCUGUUUGAGACCUAAGUUGAUGCUUGCUUCUGCUUCUGCUUCUGCAUCUGUUCUGAAUUAGUUUGAACUCUUGAGAUAAAGACGGUCAAAGCAAUCAGUCAGGUCGUUUCAGAGGGAAUUUAAUGGCUAUGAAAACUUUCUAUUUCAAAGAACAUGAAGGAAGUGUCCAUAAUCCAAAUGGGCAGUUGUCAACAGUGCCAUGGUGGACUGCAUUUGGGUCUCAGGCUGUUAAUGGUGAAUCGUGUGGCCUAUUGAAGGCUUUACCCAUAGAACAGCCUGCCGGUCGAGGUGAAACUGCUACUAAGCACGCCAGGAUGGGUACUGAGCAAGGGUUGGAUAAAGCGAACAUCACUCAAUUCACUAUAUUUCCCGGUGACUGCAAACCUUCAGGUGGUGAACAGAAAUCUGUUCAGGGAGCCAUUUCAGUGCAAACAGCUCUGCCGGAUUAUUAUGCUCAUUUUGACUUGGGAUUUGGUCAGCCUGUGAUCUGCGCAAAGUAUCCUGUCGUGGACCAAUAUUAUGGAUUAUUCUCAACUUUUGGACCUCAAAUUUCGGGCCGGAUUAUGCUCCCAAUGAGCACGACCACAGAUGAUGUACCCAUAUAUGUAAAUGCGAAGCAGUACCAUGGAAUCAUAAGACGUAGGAAGUCCCGCGCAAAAGCUGCACUGGAUAAUAAAUUGCCCAGAAAUCGUAAGCCUUAUAUGCACCGUUCACGCCAUCUCCACGCAAUGCGACGUCCAAGGGGAUGCGGUGGCCGUUUCUUGAAUACGAAAGAGUUGAAUGAUGGAAAAGGCAUAACAGAGGCUAAGAAAGCUGGUGAUUUUCAACUUUUGCAGCCAACUGGUUCUCAGAGUUCUGAAGUUCUGGAAUCAGGAGGGGCAACUUUGAACUCCUCAAUGGAAGCAAAUUGUGGUGGAUCAAAUCUCUCUGGUUCAGAAGUGACUAGUUUGUACAACAGGGGAGAUUUCAAUCGCUUCCCUUUCAAUCAUCAUGGGCUAACUGUCCAUGGUUUCUCAGGGAUGGACGGAGGACAUGGCAUUGGCAUGCCCAGUAAGUGGAUUGCAGCAGCUGACAACUGCAGCAACCUCAAACAGCAAGGGAACGGAUUGGGUUGGUGCUUGCAUCACGCACAAGACCAAACCCCCCCACCUUUGCUGGAACCUGACAACCAAAUCUUGGCUUGAAGAUGGACUUCACCAUUUGGUUGUAAGGGCAAGUCGUUCUUGGCUCCUGUGUAUUGAUGGUAUCUUUGCCAUUCCAUGCAACCUUGCUGUCAUGGAUUGGUCAGAGGUGAAACCAUAAUGCACUGUAACAAAACUUUGGGAACGGACAACAUAAUAAAGGGGUGUGUUUUCAUCAAUGAAACAAAGACACCCAGAUAUGUGUGCUUGAUUUGUUAUCCUAAACUGUGUUGAAGCAUGUUCGAUGCUCUUGAAGUUUGAUUUCUACUCCAUGGUUGUAUUUAAUUGCUGUAUGUUUGUGUUAUCAUCACUAUUUAUAAGAUUUAAAAUAGUUUCUCU